AUGUCACUGGUUGCAACAAGAGAACGUCGUGCGAAUGCGGGCGCACGAAUGAGAGAACUUAUCGAAAAAGAAAUGGAAUUAGAAGAUAUGUUUAAAGAGGUACCUGAAGAUGAUGAUUUUAUGGUUACUAAAGAAGAGGAAGAUUAUUUUGAUUCCGAUUUUGAUCAAAAUAGCAGUGGACCGGAGGAUAACAACGAUACAGCUGAAUUGCAAAUACUACUGGAAGAAAGGCUGGAAAAGAAAAGAUCGAAAAAAUCAAAUUUACCAUUUCUAAAUUCAGCUUCGCGGUUAAAAAAAAAGGAUACUGAUAAAGCUCCAGUAGCGUCUGAAACCAUUCCAGAUCAAAGUGUUAACGACGAAUCUCCAAAUAUUAUAUCUGAUAAGAAAAAGAAGUCUUCCAAUACAACACCACUUUUGCAUGGUGUUAGAUCAUCGUCUCGUUCCCUCACAGCAGCACAUCCAAAGCGUGAAAAAGUGAUUGUUCAUCGCAAAACUCAGGAGGAAUUACUUGCCGAAGCUAAAGAAACAGAGGAAAAAAAUUUAGCUUCACUUCGUGCUUUUGAAUUAAGGGAGGCUGAAAAAAAAUUGUCUGCAAAACAAUCAAAAAAGGUUGUUAUGAAUGGGCCUUUUAUCCGAGAAAUAUCUUAUGUUGUUGGUGAUAACAGAGAGGCCAAAAGGCCCAAAUUAAUAACGGAACAUUCAGUAGAUGAAGGAAAAAGCAAUAUAACAGAUACAAAGGAUUUAGAUUGUACAAUGAACAAUGUAGAAAAUGAAAAUCAAAAUCAAGAUAAAAGAGAAGUAAGGAAUUUACUUAUAUUUUCUCAGUUCUCAAAAGUAGAAGAAGCUAAGCUAUUUCAAGAAUGGAAGAAGAAACCACAAAUAUUAUGCCCUUUUACUGGACUUAUUGCAAAAUAUAAAGAUUCUAAAACUGGCAUACCAUAUGCAAAUGUGGAAGCAUACAGUAGAAUUCAAAAAUUAUUACAACAUAAAUAUAUUUGGUCAGAAACACAUAGUGCAUACAUAAAUGAUAUUAAUCAAAAACCGGCUGCAGGUACACCUGACAGUUUUCAAGCU
This is a messenger RNA of Dentiscutata heterogama, 1074 nucleotides long. The record is from the annotation of a GenBank genome assembly. Lineage: Eukaryota; Fungi; Glomeromycota; Glomeromycetes; Diversisporales; Gigasporaceae.